This is a messenger RNA of Phytophthora sojae, 423 nucleotides long. RefSeq lists its product as hypothetical. The transcript has 2 exons. NCBI's taxonomy places the organism in Eukaryota, Oomycota, Peronosporomycetes, Peronosporales, Peronosporaceae. The coding region runs from base 1 to 423 and encodes 140 amino acids. The record is from RefSeq and is a predicted model, not a curated record.
AUGUUGCUCGAAUUGCGGCAGCUAAAUAAGUACCUGCCGACGAUCCAGGUCGACGAGGAGCACCCAGGCUUCCUUUUCGACUGGCAAGUGGACAACGUGACCGCGUUUGUGGCUGCCGCGAAUAGCUUGGACCCGGCUCAAGCGCCUCAGUGGCUGCGGACUCGACCACCGCUAAUGACCUGCAGCUCGUUUAUCAACGAUCUGGUCGCUGUACUCGAGCCUCUGGCAGGAGGUCGCUGUGGACACAGUAGUGUUUUCCUACAGGAUGCCGCGCAACUGGCGCUACCGGUGGCUAACGACGUCGAAAAGCAUCUCGUCGAGGCGCAUUAUCUCGUCGAGACAAGAGCGCAGCGAUAUCAAGCAAAUCACCUCCCGCCAGAUCACGUGGAUGGACAACACCCACUGCGUCGGAUUUUCAUCUGA